Molecule: messenger RNA, 3057 nt
Organism: Doryrhamphus excisus (bluestripe pipefish)
Lineage: Eukaryota; Metazoa; Chordata; Actinopteri; Syngnathiformes; Syngnathidae
Gene: os9
Product: OS9 endoplasmic reticulum lectin
Biological process (GO): ERAD pathway; endoplasmic reticulum unfolded protein response; retrograde protein transport, ER to cytosol
Cellular component (GO): endoplasmic reticulum lumen
Source: RefSeq, a predicted model, not a curated record
AGGAAGAAGAAGAAAAACAAAAAGAAGGAGGAGGUGGGGUGGGGUUAGGCGUCAAUCAUGGCGGCUCACCGAAUACGGUGGCUUAAUAGGUUAUACGUUUUCUGCUUAAUAUGCCCCAUCUGCGUCUCGGCUUUCUUAAAUCUGGAAGAGCUGAAUGAGAUGAAGUAUGGCAUUGAAAUUCUUUCCGAUCCCGUCAUCUUGGGGCAGACUAAAACACAGGAGGUUAUGAUGGUGUCCAGCAAGUACAAGCAGAUGUACGAGUGUCGACUUCCAGCCCAGGCGAUCCACUUUCACCAGGAGCUGGCUUCAGAGCCCGAAACACAAGGGUACGCAGGACCGGACAUCCCUGACCUACUCAGACCAAUGCAGGACUCCCCCUGUCUAGUGAAGACAAAAGACUGGUGGACGUAUGAGUUCUGCUACGGUCGGCAUAUCAGACAGUACCACCUUGAAGACUCUGAAAUCAAAGGGAGCGUUCUCUUCCUUGGUUACUUUGAGUCUGAAUUUGACUGGCACAAUGAAACAGCAAAGGCCGCCAAGCAGCACAGACUGAAACGCUACCACAGUCAUACCUACGUGAAUGGCAGUAAGUGUGACGUCAGCGGGAAUCCUCGGGAGGCCGAAGUGCGGUUUGUGUGUGAAAGCGGUUCUGCCGACCACAUCGCCCGGGUGGACGAGCCCCAGUCGUGUCGCUACGUGCUGACCGUUCACACGAGUCGCAGCUGCCAGCAUCCUUCACUGCGCCCUCCUUCCUCUGGCCAGCCACUGGGGAUCGUAUGCCAGCCGGCACUCAGCGCACAACAGUACAUGGACUACGUCAAAGCUCAAGUCUCGGACACAAAGCGUAAAGUGGAGCAAAUCUCCCAGGAGCUCAGGAGUCUUGAUGAGAUGUUGGCUGGCGGUGAAGAGGCGGGGUCCCCCGUGGAAGUAGCUGCAGAAGAAGCGACCACCGAUGGCUCAGACCGGCCAGACACAGAAGCAGAUUCUGCUGAUGCAGAAGAUGCAGGGUCAGAAGAGGCAGAGGAUGCUCAAUUUUGGGAGGGAGUUGCAAAACCAGGAAGUUCAAAAACCAGUGUUUCUCACCAGGAACAUGAGGCCACUGAUUCUGACCUGAACUCGCAGACAGACCAGGAAGUCAUGGAUGACGACAGUGAAGCCGAAAACUUCAAUUUCAAAAUCAUCACGGACCCAGCGGACCUGAUGAAGUUCGUCCAGCAUCUCAAGGAGAGCAACAGAAAGAAAGCACAAAAGCAAGCUAAACGGCGAGCAGAGGAACGUGCCAGGGAAAGGGUGUCGGCGAAGCCUGGCAAAGACGAGGGAGAGGAUGAUGAAGAUGAGCUGCUGCUUCGGGAGUUUGAGGAUGAGAUGGCUGACGUGUCGGUGCCGGCCGAUAAAAGUGAUGAGAUAAAGGAGAAAAUGCAGAAGGAAUUUGACAACAUCAUUGAUGAGGCGCAGCAGGAAUUGGAGACAGAAGGUCUGAAAGGCGAGUUUGAUCGCACUCAGGCGACACAAGCACUGGAAACCACGCUGGAUAAGCUGCUGGACCAUCUGGAGGAGAAAGACGAGCAGGACCCCGAUGAGGAGCAAAGAGCCAAGGACUCGACCCGGGGCGGCCCCGGCUUGGCUCCCAAGCAGCCCGAACAAGACGUUGCUGACCAUAUUAAGAUCAAAAUAACUAAGUAUAAGGCAGGCAGCAGCCCCCAUGGUGAGUUGACAGUGCAGGAGUUGGACAAAGGCGAUCCCGAGUGGCAGCACAUAAAGGAUGUGGUUAAAGAACAGCUAGAGAAAGCAGGACUGAAGGCCGAAGGUAGAAUUGAGGUGAAGAUCUUGACAAGGAAGAAUGCAGAAGAGGCAGGCGAACAGUGGCUGACGGAAGAAGAUACAAAGUCCUUCCGAGAGCUCCUCAUAAACCUGCUGACCGGAGGUACAGAGGAAGUUUACAAGGAGCAAAAGCGCCUGCAGGAGUUGGAGAACAACUACAAGUUUGUGUGGGGAGAGGCCCAGGAGGAGUCCCCGUCUUCCAGCACGUCUGACUCAGAAGACGUGGAUCUAUGAGCCCGCCAGGGCCCACCGCCAAAGUGGGCGGGGCUCUGCAACAGACUGAUGGAAGUAGUAUUGAAGCUGGCAGGUGAUGCACAUGUAUGCACCUUCACGAAGAUAGUUUGCAGUGGAUACGUGAGAUUGAUGUCAAUCACUGUCAGCCCUACUUGAAUGAGUAAUGGUGGGAUAUCGUUUGACUAAAUGUCAGCAAGAAAAGCCACCAGUGAUGUAUGAUAGUGUCUGUUUGCCUUGGAGGAAUGCCACAUGGCUCAUCACAAACACUAAACUACAACACGGGGCACACAACAUUCUAAACGUGUGUACAUGUACGUGUACCGACACGCUACGGCACUUCCUCAAGGAAAAUGCACUUUUCAUUUUGCCCAUCAUCCACCAUCCUUAUGCCAGUCAUGAACGCAUCUUUCUCUCUUCUCUGCCUCCUACAGAUAUAAAACAGAGUAGUCACACCACAGCAGCUAGCGACUCUAGAGCUGGCUAGCGACUCUAGAGCUGGCUAGCGACUCGCGUCAGCACACACUGAAUCCUAAUGCUUCAGGCCACUAGCCAAAAAGAAAGACGGACAUGUGGGUUCAUGCCUCACAUACUGUUAGGAUUGUGGAUGAUGGGUAAAAGUUAAAAAAAACGUGCACUUUUCCUUUAAGGUUAGUCUAUGGGGUAGGAACGCUGACAUUUUAAGUUUCAUUUCUUUACUUUAGUUCUCGAAAGCAAAGGACGCUCCCAUGCCCAAUUUGGUAAUUGUACCAAAAAACACAUCAUUUUGGAUGCAUUUUGGAUGUUUCACAUUUUGGAGGGGCAUCAAAAGGGCUGGGUUUUUGUGAAUAAUCAGGGCUCUACUUGUACAUAGUUAAUUUUAUUUUGGAAUCUUAUUCUGUCGUGUGUGAGCACAAACACGCCAGAGUAACCGCAGGAGUACAUGAUAAAUACACUUUGAGGGCUUAUCAAGAUGAGGGAAGAUUUUGGGAGGAGCACAUGUACCAUUAAAAUCCUGUCAGCUGU